Molecule: messenger RNA, 1176 nt
Organism: Nothoprocta perdicaria
Lineage: Eukaryota; Metazoa; Chordata; Aves; Tinamiformes; Tinamidae
Product: lipase member M-like
Exons: 9
Coding region: 13-1176 (387 amino acids)
Biological process (GO): lipid metabolic process
Molecular function (GO): hydrolase activity, acting on ester bonds
Source: RefSeq, a predicted model, not a curated record
GGACUGAUUGGAAUGACAGAGGCAAGCCCCGAGGCACUCAUGGAUGUGGGUGAUAUUGUUCGCUACCAUGGGUACCCCUACGAGGAACACGAAGUCAUGACGGAUGAUGGCUAUUACCUUAUCAUGCAGAGAAUUCCUCAUGGCAAAGACGACUUGGCAAGUGCAGCUACUUCGCAUGAGGCAGAGUCACAAGGCUCCAGCAUGUUCUGCACCACUCCAAAGCCUGCAGUGCUCCUGCAGCACGGCCUGGUGUUGGAGGGAAGCAACUGGGUUACUAACUUGCCCAACAGCAGCCUUGGCUUCAUCCUCGCGGACGCGGGCUAUGAUGUCUGGAUAGGAAACAGCAGAGGGAACAGCUGGUCAAGAAAGCACAAGGAGUUUGCUUUUUACCAGGAGGAAUAUUCUGCCUACAGUUUUCAUGAAAUGGCUAUGUAUGACCUUCCAGCAACAAUCAACUACAUUCUGCAGAAAACGGGACAGGAGCAAUUAUACUAUGUGGCUUACUCUCAAGGCACCACCACAGGUUUCAUUGCAUUUUCCUCCAUUCCCGAGCUGGAUCGCAAAAUCAAGAUGUUCUUUGCAUUGGCUCCCAUUACAACAAACUCAAACAUGAAGUCGCCCUUAGUGAAAGUGUUUGAUCUUCCUGAGGCAUUGAUUAAGCUCAUUUUAGGACGCACAGUGGUCUUCGAUAAUGGUGAGAUACUGCAGCAGGUGACUUCUCGACUGUGUGGCUAUUCAAUCUUUAAGAGCUUUUGCUCCUUGGUCCUUUACUUGCCUGGUGGGUUUACCAACAACUUAAACGUGAGCCGCAUAGACGUCUAUCUGUCCCGCUACCCGGAUUCGACAUCCUUGAAAAACAUGCURCAUUGGCGCCAGCUCUAUCUAACAGGGGAAUUCAAAUAUUACGAUUACGGCAAGGACAACAUGCUCCAUUAUAACCAGACAUCUCCUCCCUUUUAUGAGCUGGAAAACAUGAAAGCACCUCUUGCUGCAUGGUAUGGUGGCAAGGACUGGAUUUCAGCCCCCGAAGACGUUAAUAUAACAUUGCCACGCAUAACCAAUGUGGCAUACAAAAAGUAUAUUCCUGAAUUUGUCCACUUUGAUUUCCUCUGGGGUGCRAAAGCAUAUGAAGAAGUAUAUGGAGAAAUUCUUCAACUGAUGGAGAAGAACCUCUAG